AUGAACGCUGGAGUGAUAGGCGAUCCGUACUACCGCUUCAAUGAGCGUGAAUAUCAGUGGGUGGCACAGGAGACGUGGAUGUACGAGACGCACGUGACAUUGCCAAGCGACGUGAACUCCAAGCCUACGCUUGUGUUCGAGACACUGGACGGAUGGGAAGCAGCUGGCGACCACGGCGAACUCCUUCGUGCCGUACAGAAUCGACGCGGCACCUGUGCUCCUACCGGGGAUCAGGCGGACGAGUAUCCGUACUUCGUACCAGCGACGGAGAACUUCAAUACGUGGACGGAGCCUACGCGACGCUCGUUUGUCCGCAAGGCUGGCUCGGACUUUGGUUGGGACUGGGGGCCAGCAUUCGUCACGUCUGGUAUGGCUGGAGCAGCAUAUAUCGAGUUUGAAGAGGCGGUGGUGAAGCUGAAGGACUUGCAGGUGGUGCAGGUUUUUCCUCGUGGAAAGGAAGACGCCUCAGUUGUGGAUGUCACUGUACGUGUGGCGCUGGAUAGCGGGAAAGCCGCGCAUGAAAACGUUACGUUUAAUUUAUUUAUCAACGACAAGAAAGAGAGUGCCAUCACUACAACGAUUUCAAAGGACUGGAAGGAGGACGCGGCAAUUGAUCUUUUGGCUCGAUUGGAAAAUCCAAAGUUGUGGUGGCCUGCUGGGUAUGGCGAGCCCUAUCUGUACGACAUUCGCGUGGACGCAUGGAACUCGGACUUCAACUCGUCUCUUUCUCACAAGACCGGUAUUCGCCAAGUGGAGCUGAUUCAGGAUGACACAACUGCUGGCGAUGUGGCUGGAAAGACUUUCUACUUCAAAAUUAAUCGUGUUCCUAUCUUCAUCAAAGGUGCGAAUUGGAUCCCGACAGAUUCGUUCUCCACCCGUACAAAGGCAUCCACUGUUCGUCAUUUACUGGGGAGUGUCCGCGCCGCGAACAUGAACAUGGUUCGUGUUUGGGGUGGCGGUCGAUAUGAAUCCGACCUAUUCUACGCCGAAUGCGAUCGGCUGGGCAUUCUCGUGUGGCAGGAACUCAUGUUCGCGUGUGGAAUGUACCCUCGCGACUCUGCAUUUCUGCAGAACGUGCUGAAGGAGGUUGGUUUUCAAAUCAGCCGGCUUCGCAAAUACACGAGCAUUGCAAUAUGGGGCGGGAACAACGAGAACGAAAAUAUGAUGGAGCAGUUUGUUGAGGCACCAAUAUUUCCACCAGGAACGCCGUUCAACCGCGAUAUCGCCGUUGUCGACUUCACCAAGCUCUUUGUGGACUUAAUCCAUCCAACUAUCGUUGCUAUGGACUCCAGUCGGCCAUUCGUCGAUACGUCUCCGUCUAACGGUUUGUAUUCGGUCGAUCCUUACGUCAAGCGAUGGGGGCCCUCAAAUGGAGUCGCGUUUGGUGACGUUCACUUCUACGACUACAAUAGCGACUGUCAAGACUACCGAAUGUACCCGCGAGCUCGCUUCGUUUCAGAGUUUGGCUUUCAGAGCUGGCCUUCAGCUGCUUCUCUACACGACGUCAGCUCGAAGGAAGAUUGGGGUUCUUUUCAAGCGUUCUGGAAAAUCUUAAAGUUUCGCCAAAGACAUGAGAACGGUACGACUCAAAUGCUCACGCAGCUUCAGCGCCGCUUUCAUGUGCCAUUCCCUUUUCGCAACGAAAAGUGGCUUGACGAAGAGUCUGUUGUCCAAGAUAUGUCCUUUGGCUUCAGCAUUAGCAAACGCAUCGAGGCGUAUCUGUAUCUGACACAGAUCCAGCAAUCGCUGUGCUACCAAACUGCCAUCCAGACGUGGCGACGUGGCAAGAGCAUCGAGCUCGACAACGAAGCUGUGCAAGUAUACGCCGUGAGCGAUGUGAACGAAGAUCUGCAGGUAGACAUCGUGUUUGAACUUCGGCGAACCAAGUGCGGUAGUCUUGUGAAGACUUUCGGCCUCAAAGCAAUUGCAAUAGCAGCAUUGGUGGGGAAUUCUAUGGGGAAUGCGGAGAGCCGCUCAGUCGAAGAGCUGGACAUCGACGCGCUGCUGGAUCAUGACGCCACGUCCUGCCACCGCAGAUCUUGCUUCUUAGGUGUCCGCUGUGUCACUAACAGCAGCGUCACUGGGAUCGAUGCGGCGGCCUGCGAGGACACUCAGCACUUCUUCGCACCGUUCAAGCACCUCAAUCUGGGUUGGGGAGACGUGGUCGCUCAGUCUGUUCAGAAGACAAAGGUCGAGAAUACCGUCAUAUUUAGCGUGGAUCUUGUGGCAACGAACUUCACGGCAUUAUUCGUGGAGGUGGAGGUGCCAGGUGUUCUCGGCUACUGGAGCUCCAACUCGUUCCUGAUGGUGGGAAGCGAAACCAAGACGCUUAAUUUCACUGUGGCGCUCUCGGACAAUGUGGACAAGCUCUCGAUAGACGCGUUCUCGAGCUUACUCCGUGUGAACUGGCUCCAAAAGAGCUACGACAACUCGAUCGAGGACGUGGCGGUGCAGUAA
Molecule: messenger RNA, 2457 nt
Organism: Phytophthora infestans T30-4
Lineage: Eukaryota; Oomycota; Peronosporomycetes; Peronosporales; Peronosporaceae
Product: beta-mannosidase, putative
Exons: 7
Coding region: 1-2457 (818 amino acids)
Biological process (GO): carbohydrate metabolic process; glycoprotein catabolic process
Molecular function (GO): beta-mannosidase activity
Source: RefSeq, a predicted model, not a curated record